Molecule: messenger RNA, 1857 nt
Organism: Cuscuta campestris
Lineage: Eukaryota; Viridiplantae; Streptophyta; Magnoliopsida; Solanales; Convolvulaceae
Source: the annotation of a GenBank genome assembly
UUUAUGAAAUACUACCUCCGUUUCUCAAAAGAGUUCCUUUUUUGACUUUGGGGGAAAAUAAGGAAGUGUUAAAUUGUAGUUGACUUUCCAAUUUUGCUCUUGAUAUGAUGGGUAAAAGUAAGAUGUGAUAGUUUAGUUGUUAGUGAAAAAGUAUGAUGUGAUAUGUAGGGUAUGAAAAACUAUAUAUUUAAAAUAGGGCGCGAAAGCUCUCACUGGGGAAGAAGCAGUGAGACACCGAGAGAGAUGCCAUCGGCUAGCGAUUGGAUGGAAACAGAUGAAACCGCAAAGCAGUACCUGAGUCGGCUUCUCACGGAUCGUCCUUUCGCCCAUCUUCCGCCACCUCUACACCGCAUUCCCCUCCGAGCCGGCAACGUCGUCGAGAUCGUCGGCCCUUCACCUUCCGCCAAAACUCAGAUUCUCAUACAGGAAAGACUUCUUGUACUCGUACAUAACAUAUUUGUAUGCAUAUAUUUAUGCGAAUAUUGCAUUUCUACUAGUGGUAGACGCAUUUUGAAAGGAUCCAUUGGAUUUCAGGCUUCCAUCAGCUGUAUUCUGCCCAAGGAAUGGAAGGGCGUGCAUUAUGGAGGGUUGGGGCGCCCAGUGGUGUUCAUCGACUUGGAUUGCCGCUUUGAUAUUUUGAUCUUUUCAAGUUCUCUGAAGCAGCACAUACUAGAAGCCAAAGGAAAGAGUAUCCCAAGCAUAAAAGGAGCAGCAGCUAACAUGUAUGACAACGAUUUAGUUGCAGAAAGCAUGAGAAAAUUCAUGUACAUCCGUUGUUAUGAUAGUAUCCAGUUUCUCGCUACACUUAAGACUAUGCACAAUCAACUUCAAAAGGGAAAAGAAGCGCACGGCAUUGGUGCUUAUCUAAUGAUUAUUGACAGUAUUGGAGCUUUUUAUUGGAUGGAUCGUGCUCUUGCUUUCAUGCCACGUGAUAGAGGCAACAGGAAAUGUUUCUCUCUUCAAGGUGUAUCAGAAACUGUGGUUCAAGAGAUUAAGAAGAUUCUUCUGGCUCAUCCAAUGGUUGUCCUAAGUACCAAAACCGUGAGUAUAGAGGAUAAAUACACAUCAAAUGAAAUUGUAAGGAAUGUGGGGAAGUGUUAUGGUCAAAAUUCCUUGGAUGAUUUGAGUGCUAAGAGUAGGUGUCCGAUUCUAUCAUAUCGUGAGUAUAUGCCUUUGGCCUGGCAGUCCUUUGUUUCUCACAGGAUACUUGUGUGCCCUUCAGGUGUGCAUAAAAUAUUUGGAUCUUAACAAUUUCUUGCUCUGUCAAUUGCCUUUGUUAUGGUAUGAAAAUGAAUCUUACAGCGGUCUAAUAUUAUGCCACAGAUGAUCCUUGUGAGAUUAAAAACCAAUCCACUUAUUUCACAGAGUGGGAGUUACCCUCGCUAAGUAAAUCAGAAAAGUUUUUGAUCAAUGAUGACGGUGUAUUUGCUAUAUGAUCAUAUGCAUCCUGGAUUCCUGGUUGCUUGAAUGUGAUCCUGGUGUAGUGCAUAAUUAGUCUGUAAUGGAUCUGUAUUCCUACCAUCUUUUUACUUGAUAAUCGCGGCCUCAGUGUUGAAGAAGAACAUGUGGUCUACUCAGCAUGCCGCAUCAACUUUUUACUCUGACUUCCCAGAAACGCUUUUUACCUUCAACACUACCAUAUCUAUUCUUCCCACAUGCACCCUUGUUAAUUCCACAUCACCAUCGUUGCACAAACAUUGUCGCACGCCUAGCAAAUGCUGGCCACAGGCAGGAAGGACGUGUGUGUCUUGACAACGAAUUUAGUCUUAUGAGUAUUUCUUAGGGUGUUGUAUCUAUCUCAUUUUGGCUAAAUGUACUUUAUUUAUACCCUGUAUUUAAUAGAUAGUUUUGUCUUAU